Molecule: messenger RNA, 1551 nt
Organism: Penicillium soppii
Lineage: Eukaryota; Fungi; Ascomycota; Eurotiomycetes; Eurotiales; Aspergillaceae
Exons: 1
Coding region: 1-1551 (516 amino acids)
Source: RefSeq, a predicted model, not a curated record
AUGAUCCACCAACUAGCUACGCAUCAGAUGGCGGGCGAAUGGGAUACAGAGAGUCCGUUAGAUUCACCUGAUUUCACAUUUUUAACGCAAACAACGGACGAUUCGUUUUACAACUUUGACAGUGGCCUAGAUCAGGGCACACCUCCGUCAUCGCACUUUAUUCAGUUCAGCCAGGGCCACACACAGGGCCACACACAGGGCCACACACAGGGCCACAGCCAACGAUCAUUCCGGGAGUGGGUGACCGAGAUGGUCAGCCAGUUUAUGGUCCGCGGCACCAACAGUCCAAUGCAGUGGCUGUUAGAUCUACGCACCUACGGCUUAAAGAUCCAUUAUAACAGCACCGCCACAGGCCAUGUUGGCUGGAUGAACCAAGACCAGCUGUUAUAUCAACAGUACAGUUUCACUAUGGGUGAUUUCCGCGGCUUUACCCACGGGCUCGUUAGCUCCACACGCCAGAUACUACACGAAGAGCUCUUGUUUAGUAAGGCUAGCUCAGUUCCCACGAUCCCGUGGCAGGCUAUGUUUGAUGAUCCUACCGAGACCGCGCACGGGUGGAGCUUUCUGAAAGACACUCGCACGGUAUGGCCUGUGGCCGGUAGCGAAUGGAUAGUGAAUCGGGUCCGAAACGAGAGACCACUCCAGCAUCGUUUCAUCGAGUCUAGUGCCGGCCGGCUCCGAAUGUCGAAUGUGCACAGUUAUCUCCAACGGGUAGCCCAUUUCCGCGAGAAGCUAGCCAUUGCUGUCCACGUCAGCGGAGGCCAGCCUGCACGGGCACCAGAGCUGUUAAGCAUUCGGCACUACAAUACUGACAGCGGAGGCCACCGGAAUGUCUUUGUCGAAGAUGGUCUGGUAGCGUUUGUUACGCAGUACCACAAAGGGUUUUAUAGUACGAACGACGUGAAGGUUAUUCAUCGGUAUCUACCCCGGGAAGUCGGUGAGCUAGUGGUUUGGUAUCUAUGGCUAGUGCUGCCGUUUGUGGAGAGAUUGGAGGCGUACACACAGAAGGUGCGCGGGGAGGCAUCUGAUGCUGAGACGACCGGGUACGUUGGAUAUAUAUUUACCCCCCUCACACACACACCCAACACACCCAACACGCAGAUCAACACAGAGAUCAACACACAGAUCAACACAGAGAUCAACACAGAGAUCAACACACAGUUCAACACAGAGAUCAAACAUAUAUAUAUAUAUGCCCCCGCUCUCUCACACACACACAUCCCCCCUCACACACACACACCCAACACACCCAACACGCAGAUCAACACAGAGAUCAACACAGAGAUCAACACACAGUUCAACACAGAGAUCCAACAUAUAUAUAUAUGCCCCCGCUCUCUCACACACACACAUCCCCCUCACACACACACACCCAACACACACAUCACCACACACAUCAACACACACAUCAACACACACGUCAACACACACAUCAACACACAUAUUUAUAUAUAUAUGCCCCCCUAUCCCACGGGAGGGUGUGCAUUCACCCCUGAAUGCAGGUUAGGGUUUUCCUUUACUAUGGGAGGAAAAAGUGGGUCCAUACCCUGA